Messenger RNA from Strongyloides ratti, 816 nucleotides. RefSeq lists its product as hypothetical. The record is from RefSeq and is a predicted model, not a curated record. The coding region runs from base 1 to 816 and encodes 271 amino acids. Lineage: Eukaryota; Metazoa; Nematoda; Chromadorea; Rhabditida; Strongyloididae. The transcript is spliced from 2 exons.
AUGUUAUAUUUUGUUAAUAUUAUUUUUGUAUUGUCUUUUUUUAAUUUUAUUGUUACUGGUUUACAAAAAUGGACUGAAGAGGAUGAGGCUCGAAGAAUACAAAUGAUAAAAGAUCAAGAAAAACAAAUAUAUGAAAAAGAAAUGAAUAAUUAUCAUAGAAGUUAUUCCUCAAUACCAAAAAUACAACAACAAAUAAGUAAUGAAAAUUCAUAUAAUGAUUAUGAAUCAUUAAUACAAAAACCAUCAAUUAAAACAUUAUCAGAAAAAAAUUAUUUAACACCAUCAAAUGGUAAUUGGUGUUAUAGGUGUGCCUCUCCAUACCUUAAAUUAUCACCAAAUCUAAGGCAGGUUGUUAAAAAUUUUUUAAAAAUUAGAAGAACAUCCUAUCCAACUGAUGCUAUUCAUGAUAAAUGUACCAAACCAACUGAUCUUGGGGUAUUUAAAAAGCAACAAUGUGUCAGUUCGUAUUGUCAGACGAUUGUCCUAACUGACCAUGAUACCGGUAAUGCUUUUACAAUUAGAGGAUGUGCAGAACAUUUUGGUGCUAUUGAUACUAAAUAUUUAGAGGAAAGAGAUGAUAAUUCAUGUACAAAAUUACAUGAUAAUCUAGAAAUGUAUGAAUGUAUAUGUAAAAAUCGUAAAUAUUGUUAUGCAGGAAAUGAAAGAAAUAUUCCUGAUAGUAGUAUUAAUAUUAUGGCACAAAAAUCAAUUCAAAUUAUAGAAAAUAAUAAUACUAUUAAAAAUUCUAACAAUCUGAUAUGGAAUUUUAUUGUAAUUAUUGGAUUUUUCAUGUAUUUUUUUAUUUUAAAUGAAUAA